AUGUCUACCGCUACGCCUCUUCCCGCAUACGCUUCUUACAAGCACAUGCUUGUCAGCUCGCCAGGACCCUUCGUCGCCCAUGUCGAGAUCAACCGUCCCAAGAAGCUCAACGCCUUUUCGCAAGAAGUCUGGCUCGAGUUUGGGCACGUAUUUGAGCAACUCAGCGAAGAUUCAGACGUACGCGCUGUUGUAGUCAGCGGCGCGGGCGAUCGCGCAUUUACGGCAGGCCUUGAUGUACAAGCUGCAUCUGGAGAUGGGAUCCUCUCUGACGCUGCGGGCGAUGUGGCCAAGAAGGCUAAGGUGUUGAGAAAUCACAUUGAAGAGUUCCAGAACUCCAUUGGUGCUAUGGAGAAGUGUGAGAAACCUGUCAUUUGUGUUCUUCAUGGUAUUUCUAUUGGUCUUGCUAUCGACAUUGCCUGCUGUGCUGAUAUCCGCAUCUGUGCUUCCACCGUGCGAUUCGCCGUUAAGGAAGUUGAUAUCGGUAUGGCCGCCGACAUCGGCACGCUCUCUCGACUACCCAAGAUUGUUGGCUCGACAUCGUGGGUCAAGGACGUUUGUCUCACAGCGCGAGAUUUUACUGCGCAGGAGGCGUUGUCGAUGGGCUUUGUGAGCCAAGUCCACCAGGACAAGCAGGCGGCUGUACAGGCCGCAGUGGCGCUGGCGGCAACGCUUGCCGACAAGAGUCCCGUGGCAGUCCAGGGAACGAAGGAGCUGCUCAACUAUAGCAGAGAUCACAGUGUCGAUGAGGGUUUGCGGUAUACGAAGGUGUGGAACGCGGCGGCUGUGCAGGGCAGGGACUUUGCGGUGGGAUUGACGAGCGGGUUGAAGAAGACCAAGCCUCGAUACGAGAAGUUGUAG
Fusarium coffeatum is the source of this 858-nucleotide messenger RNA. RefSeq lists its product as uncharacterized. The coding region runs from base 1 to 858 and encodes 285 amino acids. Gene Ontology annotation, cellular component: mitochondrion. Gene Ontology annotation, molecular function: delta(3,5)-delta(2,4)-dienoyl-CoA isomerase activity. The record is from RefSeq and is a predicted model, not a curated record. The transcript is spliced from 2 exons. Lineage: Eukaryota; Fungi; Ascomycota; Sordariomycetes; Hypocreales; Nectriaceae.